AUGCUACCGAACGACCUAGGCACUCAAACUACUUUCGACGAUACAAACGAAGAUACGUCGGACCUCGGUUUUGACUUCGAUUUACUACCGUAUCUAAGGCUAGAGAAUCAUACAAGAGCAAGGUUAAUUAUCGAGGACUUCCUGGAUAUAAAGAGAUACGAGCAGAAAAGAGAGCAAGCUUUUGCUAGCGACCUUAGCGAUCCAGAUAGCUCGGACGGUGAUCUAGAAGGAGGGAAUAAAAGGGGAAACGAAUGGAAUGGGCACGGAAGAAGAGGAAGAGGACACGGUGGCCCGACAAGGGGACAAGGAAAUGAGACGCCAAGGGACCUUGGACGAGGAUACGAGCCUCUCGGCGGACCCGGGCUAAACCGACCUUUUAUCAACACUCUUUUUUCGACCCGAGUAAUAGCCAGGCACACUUACGGCACUCCGAGAGCCCUUGACGACGACGACGAUUUUCUUGAGCUCGGAACGACGGACCCUCACCUAAGAGCAAAAGAAUUGGCUUUGAUUUUUGCUGAUCAAGCAAGUCGAUACGGUUUGACCUCCGACGACUAUUUAGCGGCGUUCUCGAUUAUGCUUAUAAAGGAAGCUAUAACCUUUUAUUAUAAUUACGUUAUCAAGGCUAGACUUCCGACUUUCAAAGCAAACGCUAUUGCGGUAAAGGACCACUUCGAGACUGACUACCGGCGCUCGCUACGACCAGGUCUGAAGGACGAUAAAAGUCUCGCUGACAAGCUGUAUUCAGCUUGUAAAAACGUGCUAAAGACGACUAUUGCGCGAAUGAACCUUGCUUCUACCUUUACCGCCGCAGUUGCUGACAUUCGCCGAGCAAUUGGUUUUGCAACUGAGAUCAUUCAACCUCUUAAGAGUGAGAGCUAUCGACCCGCUAAAGCAAGCAGAGCUUACGCGAGCUCUAGCGAGCCAUUUGCUCAGCAUUCCUCUCAGCACUCCUUUCAGCACUCUUCUUAG
Molecule: messenger RNA, 972 nt
Organism: Drepanopeziza brunnea f. sp. 'multigermtubi' MB_m1
Lineage: Eukaryota; Fungi; Ascomycota; Leotiomycetes; Helotiales; Drepanopezizaceae
Source: RefSeq, a predicted model, not a curated record